UGACCAAGAAGAGGAAGAAGAGAUGAUUUUUGGUGAAAAUGAAGAUGAUUUAGAAGAGAUGAUGGAUUUAAGUGAUCUGCCUACCUCACUUUUUGCUUGCAGUGUCCAUGAAGCAGUGUUCGAGGUGCAGGAGCAGAAGCCAUGGCUCUGCGCUACCCCAUGGCCGUGGGUCUCAACAAGGGCCACAAGGUGACCAAGAACGUGAGCAAACCGAGGCACAGCCGCCGUCGCGGGUGCCUAACCAAACACACAAAGUUCGUGCGGGACAUGAUCCGAGAAGUGUGUGGCUUUGCCCCGUAUGAACGGCGUGCCAUGGAGCUGCUCAAGGUCUCCAAGGACAAACGGGCCCUCAAAUUCAUCAAGAAAAGAGUGGGGACACACAUCCGUGCUAAAAGGAAGUGGGAGGAGCUGAGCAAUGUCCUGGCCGCCAUGAGGAAAGCAGCUGCCAAGAAGGACUGAAACCCCUCUGUGCACAAUAAAACCU
Messenger RNA from Nycticebus coucang (slow loris), 484 nucleotides. RefSeq names its product 60S ribosomal protein L36-like. NCBI's taxonomy places the organism in Eukaryota, Metazoa, Chordata, Mammalia, Primates, Lorisidae. Gene Ontology annotation, biological process: cytoplasmic translation. Gene Ontology annotation, molecular function: structural constituent of ribosome. Gene Ontology annotation, cellular component: cytosolic large ribosomal subunit; ribosome. The transcript has 2 exons. Bases 142 to 459 code for a protein of 105 amino acids. The record is from RefSeq and is a predicted model, not a curated record.